AUGCCCGGGGAACUCUAUACGCGAUGGGUUCCUCCGUCCAAACCCAUGGCCUCCAUUACAUCCACUCCGAGCAAAGCAAAACAAGAAAGAUCAAGUCCAAAUGCGACACUCAUUACCAAAACUCCGGAUGACGAGCUUGAAGAAGAGACGAGUUCUUCGAGUUCAGAGGCCUCCGACGAAGAUGAUCAGGACGAAAGGAGUACUACGCCAGAGCCUGCCCCACGAGCGAAAAAGCGCAAGAGAGGUUCCGACGUUCAGGUUGCGGCAGACGAGGUUGACCCAAGUUUAAAGAAACAUCGAUCAAUCUUGUCCAAAUUCGAGAAAUCUAUGAAGUUAUCUGCUCAGGAGAGUGCCAACAACAAGAACAAGGAUGCCGAAGAGGAAGAGGCGCCAGCCGAAGAGUUACAUGAUCUGGUACCACUCCUACAACCAGCUCCCGUGCCUGACGCUCCCUUCAAACCCACGUUUUCGACCCUCCCAACGUGGCUUGCCAAACCCAUCACCGUGAGCUCGACGAAAGCUGCGCCGUUUGCUAGUUUAGGUGUUGACGAAGUAAUGCUGGUCAAAUUGAAGAAACAAGGUUACGAAAACGCAUUGGCUGUUCAAUCCGCUUUGGUACCAAUGCUACAACCCGGAUUUGAGCAACACCUAGGCGACAUCUGUGUGUCGGCCAGGACAGGAUCAGGCAAAACACUCGCAUAUCUCCUUCCAAUCGUCGCGGCAUUGAAAGAUCGAGCGGUUACAACACUGUCUGCAAUUGUCAUAGUUCCAUCCAGACAAUUGGUUGAUCAGGUGGUCAAAGUUGCCGAGGAGCUGUGCGUCGGAACAAGGCUAAAGGUUGCAGCCGCACAAGGCAGUGUGCCUCUCACAACGGAACAGAAUAUGCUCGUGCGGAUACGGCAGCAAUAUGAUCCAAGGCGGUCGAAGGAGCGACAGGGAAAAGCUAACCCCAAGUCGAACUUGGGUUUCACCCAGCGAGGUAGCAUUCGCGACCAUCUUGCGGUUAUGGCCCCUGACCAUGUACCAAAGUAUGAAUCGAGUGUUGAUAUCCUCGUUUGUACUCCGGGUCGUCUUGUGGAGCAUAUCGAAGCAACUGAUGGCUUUUCACUCCAUUCAGUUCGCUGGCUGGUCAUUGAUGAGGCUGAUCAGCUCUUGAAUCAAAAUUUCCAAGGCUGGUCAAACGUAGUCAUGGAUGCGUUAGAACGAGACACAUCUAGUUACUCUACAGACGAUUCUGCGUCCCGUCAUCUCCGUCCGGAGUCUAUCAUAUCUCUCGCCUUACCAAAGCGAAGGCAAAUUACCAAGGUUAUAUUGAGUGCAACCAUGAAGAAAGAUCUGACGAAGCUGGGCACGCUCAGAUUAAGGCGGCCGAAGCUUGUCGUUGUGGAAAAUGAUCUCGAUGAACAACGACUAUCUGCGGCGGAUGGCGAUGUGUUCGAGCUGCCAACAACUCUCGAUGAAUUCGGCCUACCAGUCUCGGAUGGAUCCAAAAAGCCUUUGUAUCUCCUCUAUCUAUUGCUUUAUCAUAUCUUCAGCGAAGAUGGUUCCAACAAUGAAUCUAAGGAUACCUCAGAGUCCGAUUCCAAUGCGGAGUCAGGUUCGAACCAACCGGGCCUAGGUGCUACCCUGGCGAGACAUUCAAGUCGCGUUUUGAUUUUCACCAAGAGCAACGAGAACGCCUCGAGGCUUUUACAUCUACUAAGCUUCCUUGAGCCACCACUGGUACCAUACAUGAAAGCAAUGGCGCCGUCAGCUACAUCGAAAGCAUCACAGAAAAUACUCAGGUACUUUGCUCAGGGAAAAACCAAGAUUCUAGUGGCUUCCGAUGCAGCUUCGAGAGGACUAGACAUCCCUGACAUUACCCACGUCGUGAACUAUGACAUACCAUCGUCAAUUACAAGCUACGUUCAUCGUGUUGGGAGAACGGCAAGAGCAGGGAAGGCUGGUCAGGCCUGGACACUCGUGGCCAAGAAUGAAGCAGCGUGGUUCUGGAAAACUAUUGCAACUGGCGGUGUCGUUAAUCGAGGAGAAAGGAAGGUAACUCGACAAGAACUUAGCGAACGGGACGUGACUUGGGAUAGAAAGAGAAUGUACCAGGAAGCCCUCAGCAAGUUGCAAGGUGCCGUAGAAGAUGGUGGCGAAAUUGCGGCAUGA
Aaosphaeria arxii CBS 175.79 is the source of this 2154-nucleotide messenger RNA. Its product is annotated as P-loop containing nucleoside triphosphate hydrolase protein. Gene Ontology annotation, cellular component: nucleus. The record is from RefSeq and is a predicted model, not a curated record. The transcript has 2 exons. The coding region runs from base 1 to 2154 and encodes 717 amino acids. Lineage: Eukaryota; Fungi; Ascomycota; Dothideomycetes; Pleosporales. Gene Ontology annotation, molecular function: ATP binding; nucleic acid binding.